AUGUCACCCUUCAGCUUAGGUGGGUGUGCUCGAAGACCUCUGGGCAGCUGUGUGCGUCGCACCGAUCAGCGAGCUGACGCAAACAUCAAACUGUACAUACAGAGUCGGUGCCGCAAGCACUGUGCGGACUGUCGCAAGCACUGUGCGGACGCGCUGGUGCCUGUGCCGGUGCCGGUGCCGGUGCUGGGGCUGGUGUUGGUGCUGGCUAUGCACACGAUGUGUUUACUUUCAACGAGAAGCGCCACGGCGCCCAUCACAGGGCGAUAA
Molecule: messenger RNA, 267 nt
Organism: Soboliphyme baturini
Lineage: Eukaryota; Metazoa; Nematoda; Enoplea; Dioctophymatida; Soboliphymatidae
Source: the annotation of a GenBank genome assembly